AACAUUUCCGUGUUGUUGAGUAAACUUACUGUUUCACAGCUGACUAGCAGAAGGCCUCGCGGCGCUGGUACAAAGUGGUUUAGGCCGCCGCCCAAAAGUUACCGUUUGUUUCUACGCCUUGUACAUAAUGGCCAACUACGCCAAGCGAUUAUGGCUGGAGGAGGACCUGGGAGAUGACUACCGCUGGUCGUACCGCGUGAGUGAGGUGCUGUUCAGCGGCCGGUCCGAGUUCCAGGAGAUUGACCUGGUGGACACGCCCACCUGGGGCAAGGUGCUGCUGCUGGACGGCAAGAUGCAGAGCACGGAGGCGGACGAGCAGGUGUACCACGAGCUGCUGGUGCACCCGCCGCUGCUGCACCACGCCUGCCCCAAGCGCGUCUACAUCAUGGGCGGCGGCGAGGGCGCCACCGCUCGUGAGGUGCUGCGCCACAAGACAGUGGAGCAGGUGGUCAUGGUGGACAUUGACAAGGUGGUGACGGACUUCUGCUCCAAGCACCUGGAGCGCAACACCCAGGCCUUCGCCGACCCGCGCCUCACGCUCAUCAACGACGACGCGCGCACGCAGCUGGAGCAGGCGCCCGACGGCUCGUUCGACGUGGUGAUCGGCGACCUGGCGGACCCGCUGGACGGCGGGCCCUGCUACCAGCUGUACACGCAGGAGUUUUACCGCAACGUGGUGCUGAAGAAGCUGGCGCCGGGUGGCAUCUUCAUCACGCAGUCGGGUCCGGCGGGCUUCCUGUCGUGCAAGGAGGUGUUCACCGCCAUCCACUCCACCGUGCGCUCCGUGUUCCCGGUGGUGGUGCCGUACGCGCAGCACAUCCCCUCCUUCUGCGACAUCUGGGGCUACAACAUGGCCUUCAGCGACGCCGCGCAGGCUCCGCUCAGCCCCGAGGAGCUGGACUCGCGGAUAGGCGCCCGGCUGGACGGCGUGCCGCUGCACUUCCUGGACGGCGUCACGUUCCAGGGCCUGCGCCACCUGAACAAGAUGGUGCGGGUGGCGCUGCAGGAGGAGAAGGAGGUGUACACGGUGGACAGCGCGCGCUUCAUCCACGGAGCCGGCGUCAAGGCGUAGGGAGCGCGCCAGUGGCAGGGCGGGGAGUGCGGACACGGGGUUAUGCAGCGGCGCGGGGCACGCAGGGCUGCAAUGGCCGGUGCGCAGCUGGGUGGGUGGGUGGGUGGGUGGAUGGGUGGCUGGGUGGGCGGGUAUGAAUACUUGAUGGGGCGCUCUUGCACCGGGGGCGGCUCCCGGUGAACAUCAGGGUGCUGCUUCCGGGAACAGGUCGGGCAGGCAGACGGUAAGCCGUGGCACAGAUUACGGAGGGUGGACAUUGUGGGGGUGAUGGCCAGCAAGCGUUCUUUGGUUGUGUUUUGUGUGUGGUUAUGGGCUGGGGCAGGGACAUGCGAUAGGUUGCCCGGACGAGUACAAUGGGUUGUUCCUAUGCGUUUCUGUGUGGAAUGGGGUGCAGAUUGCUGUGCGGGUGCCACAAGUGCGGGCCAGGAUAAGGACUCGGGUUGGCCAGUAGUGCACACACUCCCGAGUUUGAGAUGCAGCGAAGGUCCACAUGCCGCACAUAUUAUAUCACAGUUGGCACCUGGCAGCGGCGAAAAGGCCUUGCUGUGAGCCUAUGACAGUGUAAAUGGAGGAUUACCGCUAGAGAAGUGUUUACCGCUGCUCCUCGUACACAUGCCGUUGGCGUCCAAAAGGCUCACUCAAUCCAAGAGUACCC
Chlamydomonas reinhardtii is the source of this 1727-nucleotide messenger RNA. RefSeq lists its product as uncharacterized. The record is from RefSeq and is a predicted model, not a curated record. The transcript has 7 exons. Gene Ontology annotation, molecular function: thermospermine synthase activity. Gene Ontology annotation, biological process: polyamine biosynthetic process. Lineage: Eukaryota; Viridiplantae; Chlorophyta; Chlorophyceae; Chlamydomonadales; Chlamydomonadaceae. Bases 128 to 1072 code for a protein of 314 amino acids.